CUUUGUACUCGUACGUAAGUACGCGUUGCAAAAAGUUCCAGCUAGCUACAUAGUCUGAUCUGAAGUCAGUCAUGCGUAUCGAGUCAACAGCUAGCUCAGCUUCGUUGUUGAACCAAACAUUUUCACUUUCAGCCUAUAAUUAUCUGCGGCUAGGUAUUGGAUACACAGAUUCAAUGCUUGAAGUUGAGACAUGAAGCUCCGCUCCAACCGACAAACGGCGACAGAACCAGCCGGCCAAUCCCGGCUGAGAACUAGCUCUUCCAGACAAGAGCCCACCGAAGACAUGGAGGACACGACCAAUCACCGAAGAGACACAAACGGGAAUCAUCAGAAUCAAGAGGAUAAAGAUUGGAAACAGGACAAGGAGUCAGGCUCGUCUCCAGAAGUUACUGUGAUGGCACCGCCCAGUGAAUUGUUGAACGGUGACGAUGAGACUAAACGAGAUCAUAAUUUGUCUUCACCAUCCUGGGGGGUUGCUAAGAGAGUACUGCACUUCAACAUCUUCCUCUAUGCUGCGUGUUUCUGGCUGCAGACGGGUGUCCUGCCUUACCUGACAAAGAAACUAGGCAUGGACAUGGCGGUCUACGGUUACCUCCAGACAUUCUACAACUUCAUUCAGCUGGUCGGCACGCCCAUAUAUGGGCGUUUUGGGGACCUCUACGGUGGGCGUGCCGCGCUGACGUUGGCUUACGCUAUGGCGGCGUCCAUGUACGGUCUUCUGGGCGUGGCGACAACUGGAGCAUUUGUGUUCUUGUCCCGAGUGCCUGCGUUGUUUCUCAGCGCUAAUCAUGGUACCCAAAUGGUGAUAACUGAUCUGACGGAUGACACGCAGAGAGCCGAGGCUUUGGGGAGAUUGGGACUGUCCUAUGGUCUGGGCAUGAUCGUCGGUCCUCUGAUUGGCGGUAUGGUCACCAAAUAUUACAGCGAGCAGCAUGCAGCCCUCGUAUCAUGCAUGGGCUCUCUUCUCUCUGUGUUGCUGGUGCAGCUCUUCAUUCCUGUACAGACCAAAAAAGUGGCCACCACUAAAAUACAAGAAGAGAAGUCAAAAAGCGGCGUCUUCAGUCUGGAGAAGUACAUCACUCUGGUGACGCAGACGCCGGGGGCGCUGUUCUUCCUCCUCGUUACCAUGGUGUCCGGGUUGCCCAAUGCGAUAUUCCAGAGUAUGCUUCCAAUGAUCCUAAUGGAGAAGUUUGAUCUGAGUGCCGUGUACAAUGGAUAUGUGCUGUCUAGUCUUGCCAUCGUUAGCAUGUUGAUACAGGGCUUGUGCAUAGGACCACUCACCAAGCGAUUCAGCGACAUGGCCUUACUGAGAGCGUCAGCUGUUCUCCUGAUUGUGUCAUUUACAGUAAUGGCUUUUGCUCAGAACAUUGUUCACCUGGCUAUCAUUAUGCUGCCGUUGACUUGUGGUAACAGCGUGAUCAGGAUCAUUCUCAACACGGUGAUGACCAAGAUUGUUUCAACCACUGACACGGGAACCAUGCUGGGUCUUGGCAGUGCUGGUAGUUCGUUGGUCAGCAUCUUCGCUCCGACGAUCGGUGGCAUCCUGAUAACGCAGUGUGGGUUCUUCUCAUUUGGAGUUGUCGGGCUGGUGGCCAAUGCCAUAUUGCUUGUAAUUCUGUGCCGUAAUUAACUCUGUGACUUUUUUUGGCCAAAUUUGAUCUUUAUUGUGUUGAAAAUCACACGUGUAGGACAAUCAAUUCAUUCCAACAUUUUACAGGACUUUUUCGUCGCUGGUACUUUUUGCGUUUCAUGUGAAAGGGCAUUAUGACAUGAAUGAGUACACAUAACUCAAAACCUUCCCAAAAUUAACAAAAAACUGACUGAAAAAAACUUCAAUUUUUUCCCCUUAAAUAUUUGCACUUCCGUUUUCUGCUUUCCAGAUUUUCCAUCAGAAUACUAAUAAAGCUUCCAUUAUUGAGAUAUGUCAUCCAAAAAUAAUUUCAUCAAAAAUAAGUUUAUAUUAUAAUACUUUUUGCGCCUCGUGUGAAAGGGCAUUAUGAGAUGAAUGAGUACACAUAUUACUCAAAACCUCAAAAUUUACAGAAAACUGACUAAAAAACUUCUGUUUUUUCCCCCUCAAAUAUUUGCACUUCUGAUUUAGGCUUUCCAGAUUUUCCAUCAG
Patiria miniata (bat star) is the source of this 2122-nucleotide messenger RNA. RefSeq names its product solute carrier family 22 member 18-like (gene slc22a18). Gene Ontology annotation, biological process: transmembrane transport. Gene Ontology annotation, molecular function: transmembrane transporter activity. The coding region runs from base 191 to 1630 and encodes 479 amino acids. The transcript has 9 exons. The record is from RefSeq and is a predicted model, not a curated record. Lineage: Eukaryota; Metazoa; Echinodermata; Asteroidea; Valvatida; Asterinidae.